CACGCUAAGGAUGGGCACACCCAGCCAUGUGGUUAUUCAUGGAACUUACAUGAUAGGCUCAUGAGUUUCAGAAUAUGUAUUAAAACAAGGUUUCACAUCAUAUACGUUCAGUAAUCAAUUUUCAUCUGCUAGUAAAGGAAGUGGCGUGGCUUUGUCUGCAAAACUUUUUGUUUUUUGUAGCACUUGAAAAUGGGACAUGAAUGCUUGCUGUUUAACUCAGUCUAUGUUUUCCUUUUUUAUUCAGGUUUUAUAGUUUUUGUUGAAAAUGCUGCGGUUCCAACAGAGCUGUAUGAGUCCAUUGCCACAACAAAACACCUAAAAAUGACUGACUCUAAAAUUGAAACCAAUGCGACAAUGAACAACUACCAUCUUCUAACAUCUACAACUUCCACCAUCAAACUAGAGUCAUCUAAAACAAGUACAGGCGAUAAAGACCAUCUAAAAAAUAUUCAUGAAAAUAUAACUUGGCAUUUCACAACAGUGUUACCAAACUUUACAUCUCACUCAAAAGAGAAACCAGAACAGACAACCGGCAAUAUUAUCAACCCUUUCGUCGCAACAACUGUUUCAACAAAAAACACGUCAACUACGGCUGAAGUAGGUCUCAUUAUUUCCCUUGUUAUACUCUUUAUCAUCAUAAUCAUCAUUUCAAUUGUAGUCAUUCUAAGAAAGAAGAAAGUAAGUAUGUUUUACUUUGCGUUUAAUUUAAUUGUGAACAAAAAUCCACCAACAUACAGAGUUGGUUUUCCCAGAUUGAUUUGUAUUAAUUUGUAUUGUAUUUGUUGUCUGCCCAUUUUCUUUAUUUCUGCUGAUGAGCAAUACAUGAGAACCAAAACAAUAUCUAUACCAUAUUCUUGAGAGUAGCCAGAGACUGAAAAGUAAUCAUACAAAAGCCAAAGUUGUAUACAGAACAAGAAAAAGCAAUAGCACGAUGCACACCCAGAGAACCACAGACUGACUUUAUAUAGCAGCACCAAAUGGCAUCUUUGGACAAACAGGAAGGAAGUCUAUAUUGAGCAAUUAACACAACACAAACCCAACAGACAUUGAGUUAUACUGAAACUUGCAGGCCUCAACCUAAACAGGGACUCUAGGAUGACCGCGUUGACGGCAGGCCUGACUGCAGUACCACAAAGUCAUUACCAAAAACCCUAUUAUAUUCCCUUGUACUGCAUGGCAGAGCUGCCAUUUUACUAAUGCAUUAUAUUAUUAAAUAGUGUCUCUCCCUAAGAUAUCUGUGUUGAUAACUGUAAAGAGGAACUGCAUAUGUCUAAGCAAUUUCUAGCCCUAGAGGCCCACAUACGCCAUGCUAAAAACAAAUGUGAGUGGCCAGUAGGAUUUAAGUGCGAUUUCCAUGAAGACAAUGCUGCAUGAAAUGCAGA
Molecule: messenger RNA, 1382 nt
Organism: Spea bombifrons (plains spadefoot toad)
Lineage: Eukaryota; Metazoa; Chordata; Amphibia; Anura; Pelobatidae
Exons: 4
Coding region: 190-858 (222 amino acids)
Source: RefSeq, a predicted model, not a curated record